CGUGAUGUUGUAGUAGGCUACACUGACUGCUCGAGCUCUGUUGUGGCAGUGCAUGGUUAUAACGGCAAGACGGUGGAAAUGAUUUGAAUAUGAAUAGAAAGCUAUGCAAUACUGCUGGUGUAAUGCUCUAAAUGUAAUCUAAUAGAGAAUAUAGUAAUUUAUCAACCUAUAUUUUCUCCCUUUGUUGUCAUACUGUUCAGAUAAAAAAAACGUGUGUUCGUUACUCAAUAUCCAAGUUUAGGCUACGGUGUAACUGUUAUGGCUACAUUCUGUCAGGUACAUGUAUAUAGCGUCUAGGAACCGUUGUUCAACUGAAACAUUCUGUGAAGUAAUGGGUUCUAAAUUGACCAGGCAAAGAAGUCUGGACCAAAUAGAAACCACAUUUUCCAACAGGAGACGCCAGCAGCAUGACAGCUCCGGAGAAACUGAGCAGAGUGGUGGCAGGGGAGGCGGGGAAUUAUUGUUUACAUCCCUGAUGCUGAAGUCAGAUAAACUCCCAGGGAUGCUGCGGAAAACCAAGCACAGCCCCUAUGUGAGACGGGUGGCAUGGAUCCGGGAAAUACAGAAGCUUCUUCGAGAACAGAAACAAGAACAUGCAGUCGAGGUGCUCAAAUUGCUAAGAAAGGACUUGGGACUCCAGGGAACAUCCCUCAAUGAUAUCCUCUAUAAGAACUCAGCCUUUCUCAACCUGGUGGAUCCAAUCUCCCAUGAGCUCUUGCUCAGCCUGGCCAAAGACAUGCAGUGCCCAAAGAGGGAAACAGAUACACUGAAGUCAUCCAACAAGAUCUGCAGACAGCUGAUAUUCCACCUGACCCCUCACUCCAAGUGGAUGAGACAAAGCCUUCCCAGGAGGAAGUCGCAGGCCUGUCUUAAAACCACACUGAAGAAGAAACUGACCAACGACGUGGCCAACCUGUCUGGCAUCCCUCUGUCUGGCCGAGACAUCCACCGGGUGGCCUGCUACCUCCAGAGUAACGGCAACUCUGUGUCGGCCGUGGACCUCAGCUUCACUGAGCUGCAGGACGAGAGCCUGCGUCUACUGCUGCCCUACCUGGGCUCCAUGCCCAAGCUCACCACCCUGGCCAUCAACGGCAACCGUCUGACGGUGGGCGUGCUGAAGGACCUGACGGAGGUGGUGAAGAACCCCCUGCAGUUCGCCAGCCUGGCAUGGGUGGACUUGGGCAACAACGUGGACAUCUUCACUGUGCCACAGCCCCUCCUAGUGGCCCUGCGUAGACGCUUCGGCCUCCGGAGCAGCCUGCCCACCAUUUACGAGUAUAGCGAGGUGCAGGUCUAUAGUAGUUAUACCCUGGAGACCUCUAUUGAAGAACCCAGCCAGUAUGAGGAGGAGGGAGAGGAGGAGGAGGAGGGAGAGGGAGAAGAGGAGGAGGAUAAGCUGGAGCUAGAGGCAUGGGGAGGUGGGGAGAAGUGUGUAUCCACGAUUGUGGCUCUGAACUACUGUGAGAGGUGAUGAGUCAGAGCCAGCAUUGUAAUUUGACAACCCUUUGUACCCUACUGUCCCCUCACCUUGGCCUGAGCCCUGCCUCCCGUUUCAGCAUGUGUCAUCAUCGCAGGAGAAGCUUGGGGUCACCAAAUUCAUAAACCACUCACGAGGAGAAAACCCUGUUUUGUGUUGUCUCUUUAUAUGUUCCGAUUGCAGAGAGAGUUCAAGCCAGUUUGGCCAGAAAAUGUACAUUUGAGAAAAAACAGACUUCUUCUGUUGGUAAAGACAUAGGUAUUCUAGGCACUGCAGUGAUAUUUUUACUGUGUCCUCCUGCGUAUGUCAUUCUUUAUGAGCAAAGCAAUCCUACACAACAGGAGUAAGACAGAUUAGAUUUCACCUGACUGUUUUGGCUUUCUAAUGUCAAGUGCUUUUUUCUAAUGAGGUACUUCCAUGUAGCACAUGCAGAUUGGAUGACACAGUGGGAGGGUUUGUUUCUAUAAACAUGCUGCUGUGUUUUAUUCCACAACACACAACAUUUACUAAACGCUGAUUUCAAAACAGAUGGUUUUAAUUAUACAUCCACCAGAUUCACAUUUAUCCAAAAAUAGUUUUUAUCUUCCAAGUAGAGCAGACCCGACUAGGCUGUGAACCUCUGAGUGAGCCUCAACUGGCAGGUUCUGGGUCAGGCUGCCCUUGCCCUGAGCUGGGUGCUGGGGAGAGGACACCCUGUCUGUCUGUCUGUCUGUCUGUCUGUCUGUCUGUCUGUCUGUCUGUCUGUCUGUCUGUCAGGGAGUGAGGGAGCUGGGGAGUGGACACCCAGCCUGUCUGUCUGUCUGGGAAGGAGUGAGCUGGGGAGUGGACACCCAGGCUGUCUGUCUGGGAAGGAGUGAGCUGGGGUGGACACCCAGUCUGUCUGUCUGGGAGGGAGUGAGCUGGGGGUGGACACCCAGGCUGUCUGUCUAUCUGGGAGGGAGUGAGCUGGGGAGUGGACACCCAGGCUGUCUAUCUGUCUGGGAAGGAGUGAGCUGGGGAGUGGACACCCAGGCUGUCUGUCUGUCUGGGAAGGAGUGAGCUUGGGAGUGGACACCCAGGCUGUCUGGGAAGGAGUGAGCUGGGGGGUGGACACCCAGGCUGUCUGUCUGUCUGGGAAGGAGUGAGCUGGGGAGUGGACCCCCAGGCUGUCUGGGAGGGAGUGAGCUGGGGAGUGGACACCCAGGCUGUCUGUCUGUCUGGGAGGGAGUGUGUGUGGGCAGCUGAUGAACUGACUGCUGUCUCUGUCAGGUUGUGUAAGAGGUGACAAGGCAGACAGAUGGUGGGGAGAGGGGAAAAAAAUAUUCUAGCAUAACAGAAUUAUCUCUCGACUACAUCUUUCACCAUGGGUCAUAUGAAAGAUUCUAAUUGUGAAUCGUACCAUAAAGAAAUCAAAUGUACCCCUGUCUUUCAAAUGAAAGGCAAAAAUAUUGAGAUGAGGAAUGAGAUAAUAAAUUAUCAUCGGUACUGCUGUUUGCACAUAAUAUGAAACUGAAUUGCAAAUGAGAUGGUCAAAGGGAGCGUGUCACAGGUGUCUUUUUAGAUAUUUUGUUUAGUGUUCAACUUGAGCAUUAUUUUGAAUUGUUUUUUUAAGGUGACAUGAUGUUUACUGCAGCUCAACAAUAGUCUGCAGAGAACGUUUUAAAGAAAUGAUGAUGAAAUAUGUUUUUGUGUGUGUACUAGUUUGUGCACUCAUGUGGUUGUGUAUGUGUUUCUGUGUGCCCAGGUGUGUGGCUGUGUGUGUUUGUAAGUGCUCUGGACAUACAUGGUGUCCUCUAGAAGCCUAUUGUUUGCACUUUAAAUGCAAGAACAAGUCAAUGACUGUUAUCCAGUCACAAAUCUCUCAUUGAUCCAUUCUAGUGGAUAUUCAAUCUUCAUCCAAACCACCAUAGUCAUUACAAUAUGACUUCCAGCAUACCGUAUCUAUUUGUUUCCCACCUCAGUUUACUCUACAGUAACAACCAUGGUUUUCUCUGAAAAUUAUAGAAUACUGUUAAUAUGACUUCUUGCUAACUGCAACAAAAUAAAUACAUGUUACAAUUAUUUGGUCAUUUUUGUUGUUUGUUUUUUAACCGUAUUAACUGAUGUUAUUUCCCCCAAGACAAGGCCAUAGGAGCUACUCACAUUAUUUUCAUCAAGAAUAUCCCCCUCUAUAGUUUGAUAGCUUUCCAAUACAUCAGCUGGAUUUUCUGCCAGGGUUUGUGUUUUGGGUGAGUGAAAUGGACGUGAGGCCCAGCCCUGUAUGGAGCUGCCAGUGUGAGAGUAAUAUCACCAUGGUACUUGACUGUGACUACUCUGCUUGGUAGUCACUUCCCUGGUCAUAGGGGAAGUACCGUUGUGUCAGGCCAUCCAUCUUAUGCUCUUAUUAGGCCUGUAGAAGUCAUGUUGGAGCUGUCAGGUAAGAGGGGAUCCUGGGCCAAUGUGUAGCUGGCAUUGAUCCAGGCAGACUAGUGUAACAAACCACGCUUAGCAUUCCUUCUAAUAGCAUCUCCAAGGCAAAGAGCUCAUUCACAGGUUCAUGUUAUAUGGUCUUAUGACAAAAGCUCUGCUGCAGGGUACAGUAGAUUAUCACUUUCCCAUGACCAAUGUGGGUCUGCUGACGUAAAACACUAAGAUGUUUUCGUUUUUCGCCAAAUUCAGCCCAAUGUCAGUUUUAAAAUGUCCUAUGUGAGCCUUUAUAAUGAUUCUGAGAGGACACCACUUGCAUUGUUCAUGGUUAGUCAAGCUUCCACAGACCAGUGUUUUUUAAUCCAAUUCCUCAGCCUUGGGAUGUGUACAGAUGCUGCUUUUUGACUGUAACACCAGUGUUACACUAGUGCAUAGACCCUUAUGUUAUACUAGGGAAAUAAUGUUUCCAUAGCUAGGGCUGACAGUGAGGACAUGCGAAGAGCAGAAUCAACAAUAUCUGCGUUAUCAAAACAGGUGCAUUGUGAGAAGGUGUUAAAGUUCACAGCUAACCAUGGUUAUGUAUAGGCUCAUUUAUCCCCCUUCCUCUCCCCUGUAACUAUUUCCAAGGUUGUUUCUGUAAAUUAGAAUGUGUUCUCAGUCAACUUACGUGGUAAAAUAAGGGUAAAAAUCAAAUUUAAAAAUUAUGUAAAUUCCAGCUGAAAAACCGGUCUGCCAGAGCCAAGGCCUAGUGAGACAGAGGUGCAGGCCCAUGUAGAUGGAAACAGAAAAGUCUGAGCUUCUGGCUAAAACAGGAUAAAUCUUAUUUUAAAAUGUUGCCAUUAGAGGCCAGAGGUUAAUGCACAGAAUAGGCUGUGCAGGACAGUGUGUAGCAGCUUCUGACUGGUAAACCUCACACUGAUUGUACCCAUACUCCCUCAUUUACCAGUUACUGGGACUGGAUGUUCUUACUGGGACUGGAUGUUCUUAUUGGGACUGGAUGUUCUUACUGGAACUGGAUGUUCUUACUGGGACUGGAUGUUCUUACUGGGACUGGAUGUUCUUACUGGGACUGGAUGUUCUUACUGGAACUGGAUGUUCUUACUGGGACUGGAUGUUCUUACUGGGACUGGAUGUUCUUACUGGAACUGGAUGUUCUUACUGGGACUGGAUGUUCUUAUUGGGACUGGAUGUUCUUACUGGGACUGGAUGUUCUUACUGGGACUGGAUGUUCUUACUGGGACUGGAUGUUCUUACUGGGACUGGAUGUUCUUAUUGGGACUGGAUGUUCUUACUGGGACUGGAUGUUCUUACUGGAACUGGAUGUUCUUACUGGGACUGGAUGUUCUUACUGGAACUGGAUGUUCUUACUGGGACUGGAUGUUUUACUGGGACUAGAUGUUCAUGGAAUUCAAGACCGACAGUCUAAGAAGCCCUUCAAUACGAUGCAAUUACACUCCGUUUUAACUGUGGAUAUGCAAAGGGUACUAGCUUGUAAUGUCAAGGGGUAAUCUCAAUGUAUUUAGCACCUUAUCCAUGUCUGGUGGUAUAAAUAAAACAUUGUUUUGUCUCACAUUA
Oncorhynchus tshawytscha (Chinook salmon) is the source of this 5437-nucleotide messenger RNA. Its product is annotated as leucine-rich repeat-containing protein 75B. The coding region runs from base 281 to 1471 and encodes 396 amino acids. The transcript is spliced from 4 exons. The record is from RefSeq and is a predicted model, not a curated record. Lineage: Eukaryota; Metazoa; Chordata; Actinopteri; Salmoniformes; Salmonidae.